Messenger RNA from Tarenaya hassleriana, 1641 nucleotides. RefSeq names its product transcription factor TCP12-like. The record is from RefSeq and is a predicted model, not a curated record. Gene Ontology annotation, molecular function: DNA-binding transcription factor activity; sequence-specific DNA binding. Gene Ontology annotation, biological process: regulation of secondary shoot formation. The coding region runs from base 139 to 1146 and encodes 335 amino acids. NCBI's taxonomy places the organism in Eukaryota, Viridiplantae, Streptophyta, Magnoliopsida, Brassicales, Cleomaceae. The transcript has a single exon. Gene Ontology annotation, cellular component: nucleus.
AUAGCUCUUAUGUUAUAUAAAAUAUAGGGCACGCAUUCUCCCACUGUUCUUGCAACCAAAUUCGUGAGAAUACCUAAAGUCUCUCUCUCUCUCUCUCCCCCCCUAUUAUUUUCUCUCUUGAAUUGUCCAAACAAACCAAUGGUUUCGUUUUUAGACAACAAUGGCUACAUACUGUAUGAUCCUCCCAAUCUCGGUCAAACAACCACAACAAUCCUAAACCCUAGCCUUGAUUACAAUCGUCACCAGCAUUCGCCAUUCACCCCUUCUUUCGAAGCUUUUGCUGGCAAUGGCAAUUCCUUGAUGAUGAACAAAUUGGGGUUUCAGCAGCAAGAUCACAACCUCGGUUCUUGUUCUAACACCACUUCGCAAGAAGGCGGUGGGGCAGAGGAGGAAGAGGAGGAGGUUCCAAGGAAGAGAAGAAGAACAAAAGACAGACACAAGAAAAUCCAGACGGCCAACGGUCUUAGGGCGCGUCGUAUGAGGUUAUCUACUGUGGUUGCUCACAAGUUCUUCCAUCUCCAAGACUUGUUGGGUUUCGAUAAGGGAAGCAUGACAAUAGCUUGGUUACUCUCCGUGUCCGAGGCCUCGAUCAUGCAGCUCCUGGGAAGCGUGUCUGCACCAAGACACGGAGGAGGACAAGAACAUGGAUAUGUCGGAAACGAAACGGUUGAACUCGAAGCUCAAGAGGGUACGGCCGGAAUUAGGAGGACGAGAAGAAGGACAACAAAGAUUGUGCAGAGGCCGACGAGGACCAAGGAAUCAAGAAACGAGGCGAGGAGACGGGCUCGCGAGAGAACGAUGACCAAGCGGAGGAACAUCAGAUCGGGAUCAGCCUUUGGAAUGAUGUCCGGAGCAUUUUGUCAUCGUCAAGAAACCAACUCUGAUGAUUCGGGCCGGCAGUUAGGUUCCCACGGUACUUCAAAAGAAACACAGGAGGAUCUUUGUCCUAAUUGGAGCCAAGAAACAAGACUCGAUAUGGAAGAACAAAGCCAAGAACAAGGGUUGCUAAAUUUCCUAGAGUGUCAAAUGGAUGCACUCCGCAGUAUCGAGAAGUUUCUUGGGAUUGAUAGUGAAUCAAGCUAUUCAUCGAUCUCGGGAGAUUCAACGAGGAAGAAUUCCGAGGAAUCUCACAGGGUUCUUCCUUGAAAUCGGAGCACUGGAGUUAGUGAAGGAGCUCAGUCUCAAAACCCUAAUCUUGAUGGAGCCUAUUCCUCUCUUGCUCAAAAACCUAAUGUCUCAAAAAUUAUUCCAAUGGCGACAAGAAGCUCAACAAUGUUCCAAAACCGACAAACAACACUAUCAGCUUCCACAAAUCACACAUGUAACAUGGAGAGAAACUACAACUCAUCAUGGUCCGUAUUCGAACAACUCUACUGAAGAUCUUUUGCCCUAACAGGCUUGGCAUUGUGGUUUUGCCGAUGCCAAGCCUUGCUCAAGUGUCAUGUGUGUGUAUAUAUAUAUGUAUAUAUAUGAUUGUUUGAACUAGCUAGAGAGAUUGUCCUGCCAAUUUGUUUAAAUUAAUUAGGGCUUGAAGUGCGUUAUUUUAGUACCUUUGUUGUGGUUAAGUUGCUAAUAUGAAUAUGGGUAUGGUUAGUUCAUCAUGAGGUGUGUCUUCUUUUGCAUUGUCACUUGUUCGCUGUG